Molecule: messenger RNA, 2101 nt
Organism: Clunio marinus
Lineage: Eukaryota; Metazoa; Arthropoda; Insecta; Diptera; Chironomidae
Source: the annotation of a GenBank genome assembly
AUAAUAAUAUUGUAAAGUUCCAUAUUUAAUAGCGAUUAUAAAAUUAGAUAGUUAUUUACAUUUAUCUACGUAGAAACAAUCAUGGGAGAUGAAGUUGCGUCUGAAAGUAAUGUUCCUAUUCAAAAUAAUCAACAGCAACAACAGCAGCCGAGUCGUAUGGAAAGCUUUAUUGCUAUCACAAAAUCACUUGUUAUUAGGGCUAUUAUAAUAUAUUUCGUCACAUCAUUCUUUCGUCGUCCACAAGCUCAACAACCUCAACGAGCUGAUUCAACAUCACCAAACGGAAGAGUUCUACCAUCGUGGAAUUUCUUUGAAAACGGAACUAUGUUUGAUAUUUAUUUUUACGUAUCUGAAGAUUAUGAAUUUAAAAAGUUCAGUGAUCCUUCAUCUUUAGUCUGGUUCCAAGAUGGAUUGAUUUACGGUGACUGGUAUAGUGGGAAAAAUCAUGAUGGAUCCUAUAGCAAAUCUACGAAAAUCAAAGCUUCAGAAAAACUUCAGAACAACGGUACAAUAUAUUUGCAUACUUAUGUUGUAAAAACUGGAAAGUCACCAGAUCCAGCAGCAGGCGAUGAGUAUGCUGGCUUCGAAGUGGCUUACAAUCGACGUCAACUCAAUAAGUUUAAGAAGGUUCGUUAUCAAAAGACGCAAAAUCUUUUGACUGGAACAAGUGAGAAAUCGGCAGAAGAAAUUGCAAAAGCUGAAGUCAUGUCAAAAGAGAUCGUCAAUCAUUGGCAUCCAAAUUUGACAGUUAACAUUAUUGUAGAUCAAACAAAUUGGGUUAAAGGAACGAUUCCUCCACCAUUAGAUGAACAUGUAACCUUUCUUCCCAUUGGACAUUCCUAUUUGCCUAUUUUAUUUGUAAACGACUAUUGGAACAUGUUACGAGAUUAUCAGCCGAUUAAUACCACAACACCUGUUCUCGAUCUUACAAUCACCUUCCAACCUUUGUCCCUGUUUAAAUUUCAAUUGUAUGCAUCACAAGGAAUGCGAAAUAAAUGGACGAGUUCAAUGUUUGGUGAAACAUUAUCGGGUGCUGCUGAUGAACAGGAUGAAGAUCAAGAUUCUCUAAAAGAAACUUUAUUAGAGACAAAUCCUUAUUUACUUGCUGUGACUUUCAUUGUGUCAAUUCUUCAUACAGUUUUUGAACUUCUGGCAUUUAAGAAUGAUAUUCAAUUUUGGCGUGAAAGAAAAUCUCUCGAAGGAUUGAGUGUCCGUUCUGUGUUCUUUGCAGUUUUCCAAUCAUUAAUUGUUCUUCUUUAUGUGCUCGAUAAUGAAACUAAUUUUAUGAUCAGAAUGAGUUGCUUCAUUGGCCUCGGUAUAGAACUUUGGAAGAUUCAAAAAGUGGUGAAUGUAACAAUAAAUUACGAAAACAAAUUGUUUGGAUUUUUACCUCGUAUAUGGUUCACCGACAAAGGAUCCUACAUUGAAUCAAGCACAAGACAAUAUGAUAAUUUAGCAUUCAAAUAUCUUGGUUGGCUUUGCUUUCCUCUUCUCGUCAGCUAUGGAUGUUACUCACUUUUAUAUCAGGAGCAUCGCGGUUGGUAUUCAUUUACUUUAAAUAUGCUUUAUGGAUUUUUGUUGACAUUUGGAUUCAUUAUGAUGACGCCUCAACUCUUCAUCAACUAUAAACUGAAAUCUGUCGCACAUUUACCAUGGAGAAUGAUGACUUACAAAUUUUUGAAUACUUUCAUCGACGAUAUUUUUGCGUUUGUUAUUAAAAUGCCGACCAUGUAUCGAUUGGGAGUCUUUCGUGAUGACAUUGUGUUCUUUAUUUUCUUGUAUCAACGUUGGAUCUACAAAGUUGACAUGAAACGUGUCAAUGAAUUUGGUUUCUCAGCAGAGAUGCUUGAGGAAAAAAACAAAAAUCAAAGUGUCACCAAUUCUAAUGAUUCAGCUAUUGAAGCGAUAGAUGAAGCAUCAGAACCAAGAACUAAUAAAAAAGACGAUUAGUUUUAUUCUUAAAUAAAUUAUUUUAAUUUUGCGUUAAAGCUUAGAAUUGAAUUUUUUUCAACUUGAUGAUAAAUGUGUUGAAAAUAACUCCCAAAGAAAAGUCUGAACACAAAACAUUUCAUAACUUGUUGAUGAUUUAAUAAAAAGGAAA